Messenger RNA from Lachnellula hyalina, 1491 nucleotides. RefSeq lists its product as uncharacterized. The transcript has a single exon. NCBI's taxonomy places the organism in Eukaryota, Fungi, Ascomycota, Leotiomycetes, Helotiales, Lachnaceae. The record is from RefSeq and is a predicted model, not a curated record. Bases 1 to 1491 code for a protein of 496 amino acids.
AUGACGGGCACUUUCUUCUGGCAGCUUGUGGGAAUCGUUGGUGAUGCGUUCAAAUUGAAUGGACCACCAGAAGAUGACACCGAGCCCGGCGUCGCCAAUGAUGAUCAAGCUUCAGGAAGCUUUCCAGCUUUAACCGAACAACAAUCGUCAAGUCGAACGGCUGCGAGCGAUAGUCAACACAGCAGAUACACGCUGAUCCCGGACGAUACCCAAGCUGCUGUCGCUGCUACUUCCCUGAAGCCAGACCACGAAGACGUUGUCAUGGGCGACCUUCAAUCUUCACAUACUCCACCUUUGACAGCACCUUAUCUCCAAGUAUUCAGUCAUCCUGGAAGGGAAGGGGCGGAAGGUUCAGCGAUGUCCCUCACAGAUACCCUCAUCUGGCAGUUGAACACUGUUUUUCGGUGCGAAAACAAGAUUGCCAGGCUUCUGGCUGAGCUUAAGAAACGGGAAGCACAACAGGCAGAGCUGGAAACCAUGCUCGAUGAUCUCCAUCGCCAGCGCAAUCAAGUACCAGAUGGCGAAGACCCCACGGAACAGGUUCAGAUGUUGGAAUACGCACAAGACUUGGCUGGGGACCUGGAGAGCGAGAGGAACGAAUUGCUCCAUGACUUGCAACAUACGGAGCACGAAAUGAAUAGCCCUAAGGCUGAUAUGUAUCGUGACCUGAAAGAAGUCAUGGGCAGAUAUAACCUUCUCGAAGACAUAUCUGGAAGAAGUGACUCUGGCCAUGUCCCUUGGAACCAGGUUUUCAGACAGCAACAGCAGCAAAAUGCACCUGCUGCACAGCCACCUACACCGACUACUAGUGAAGCUGCACGUUAUGCCCAGGAAGACGCGAGAGAGGAGGCGCGCGAUUUCAAGACAAAGAAGGAAAUCGACCUCCAAGAUGCGCGCGCAAAGAUAGACAAUUGGACCCAUCACUACGAUGACAAAUACGGACAGUAUCGCGCAAUGGUUGAUGAAGGAACAACUGAUCUCGCCAAAACAGAAUUCGAUAUCAUUCUUUUAGGCCACCAACGAGAGGCAACGAGAGACCUGGUCGAGGCCGAGCAGGAGUACGAUGCAGCACUGCAGCAGGCAAGAGCUCUCGGCGUGGUUUUUUGGGACCCAGAUCAAGAGUCACAAUUUCCCGAUAAUGCUGACGAUGGGUAUCGAAUCUCCAUGGAGCAUGAUAUGGUUCAGCACGUUGAUCGGGUUCGAAUCGAGAGAUGGAUGGCAGAGAAAGAGGACCGACUGAAUCAUUCGACCGAUUGCGACGAUUGGGAGGCUAAAAGCAUUGAUAUCUGUGAUAGUAUCAGCUUGGUAGCAGAAGGGAAGGACAGAUCCCGAAUUAAUCGCUGGCAGGCGACGUGCGAUGAACAGAGAGCUGAGCAGGAAUCUCCUGAACCGCCUUUAGAAACUAGAGCCGUCGGUGUAUAUGACUGUGUACAUAAAUGUACACGGUCCAAGUACACCACACAUAGUGGUUCUAGUUCGUGUACAAUAUGA